CCUUUUCUUUUUUCUUUUCGUACUUUUUCUUAAAACCUUCCUUUUACGAUAUAUAUACUCGUCACAAACUAAAAUUCAAAUGAAUCGCAGCGCCUCCUUGCUAAAGACCGUUUUCACUCCGGCCGCCCGGUACCACAGCGCAUUAUGCACAGCAGCCACCAGGACAACUGGCGUUUCAGUCUUGGCCCUGGCCAAGAGCCAAAGCGCAAACACAUGCGUGCAGCAGCGCCUUACUUACAGCACAGAACAGCCAGCACCACCAGCAACCAGCCCACCCAAACAUGUGCUUCCAGAGAAAUACGCGGCAUUCUUCCGCAGCCUGCUCAAGCGGUUCCUGCCGCAAUACCAGGCGCAAUCCAUCGGUAAAAUGGUCUACAAAUCGUGCAGCACAUACCCAGACUUUAAGGAGUUCUGGGUGGGUGAGUGCCAGCUUCCAGAGACAUUCCAAACGUGGUUUUCCACGACGUCCUUGUACGUGUGGAUGGCCAUGGUGCGCAUUCGUGCUGAUACCAAUUCCAAGCAUUACAACCAGGGCUUGAUCGAUCAGUUUUUCCAGGACGCCGAAGCUAAGAUGCGCGAGUCGGGCAUAAAGUCAGGCCGCAUCAUCAACGACACACUGAAGGAUUUGGUUCAGUCCUUCCAGGGCACCGUGAUGUCACUGGACGAGGGCUUUGCCCGGUCGGACGCUGUCUUGGCUGCUGCCAUCUGGCGCAAUUUGGUACCUGUCGACGAGGCCGUAAUGCAGAUCGACACCGUGGUCCGGUAUGUGCGCCAGGAGCUGCAAAGGCUUGACAAGUGCGAACUGUCGGAGAUUACCUCGGGCAACUUUGUCUUUGAGUCCAUCAGCGAGCAAAAAUAGGUUUAAUCUUUUUAUUGAGCCAUCUUUGUCUUUAUCUGAAGCAAAAAAAAUCAAAAAAUCAAUUAUGCGAUCAUCUUUCCUUAUGCCAAAUUUUUUUGAAGGGGAUAAUAUUGAGGUGCAGUGAGCUGAGUGGCUUUGCUAGGCAGUUGCAUCUGGCCGU
Molecule: messenger RNA, 1019 nt
Organism: Kickxella alabastrina
Lineage: Eukaryota; Fungi; Kickxellomycota; Kickxellomycetes; Kickxellales; Kickxellaceae
Product: ubiquinol-cytochrome C chaperone-domain-containing protein
Exons: 1
Coding region: 80-859 (259 amino acids)
Biological process (GO): mitochondrial respiratory chain complex III assembly
Cellular component (GO): mitochondrion
Source: RefSeq, a predicted model, not a curated record